Messenger RNA from Capsella rubella, 1335 nucleotides. RefSeq names its product F-box protein PP2-A12. Bases 219 to 1103 code for a protein of 294 amino acids. The record is from RefSeq and is a predicted model, not a curated record. The transcript is spliced from 3 exons. NCBI's taxonomy places the organism in Eukaryota, Viridiplantae, Streptophyta, Magnoliopsida, Brassicales, Brassicaceae. Gene Ontology annotation, molecular function: protein binding.
UAUUGUCUUCUCUGUCACCACCACCAAACCUUUCUUCUUUAAUCUUUAUUUGCUCUGUUCUUGAGUAAAAACAACACUUUUGAUUCCUUUCUUCUUCUUUUUGGCGUGCGAAAAGACGAAAAGUCUUGAAAUUUCGAAACUUUGGUUGAAGAUUCAAGAAGAUCCAUUUUUCUCAGAACACACUUGAGAUUUUUUGGAUCUCGUCGAAAGGGUUUUAGAUGGGUGUGGCUCACUCUGGUCUUCACAAUGAUUUCUCUUCUUCUUCGCCGUCGUCUUGUUUUGGGGAUCGAAAUCUAUUGAAGCCUGGUUUAGGGGAUUUGCCAGAGGCUUGUGUGGCUAUGAUUGUUGAGAAUUUGGAUCCCGUUGAGAUCUGUAGAUUCUCUAAGCUCAAUAGAGCUUUUCGCGGCGCAUCUUGGGCUGAUUGUGUGUGGGAAUCGAAGCUUCCUCCGAAUUACAGAGUUUUUCUCGAGAAAAUCCUUGGUGGGUUCCCGGAAAAUUUGCAAAAGAGAGACCUUUAUGCUUGUCUCUCCAGGAUUAACUCAUUUGAUGAAGGCACCAAGAAGGUGUGGAUAGAUAAACGAACCAGUGGUGUUUGUCUAUCCAUUUCAGCUAAAGGAUUAAACAUCACAGGCAUUGAUGAUCGUAGGUACUGGAGUCAUAUCCCAACUGAUGAAUCUCGGUUUUCUUCUGUAGCUUAUCUCCAACAAAUCUGGUGGUUUGAAGUUGCCGGGGAAAUCGAUUUCCCACUCCCGGUUGGAACCUACAGCAUCUUCUUUAGGCUCCAAUUAGGCCGGUCGGGAAAGUGGUUUGGUCGACGGGUCUGUAACACCGAACAAGUCCAUGGAUGGGACAUUAAGCCGGCUCGGUUUCAGCUCUGGACAGAAGAUGGUCAAUAUUCCUCAUCUCAAUGCAUGUUAACCGAGAAAGGAAACUGGACUCACUACCAUGCCGGAGACUUUGUUGUCCGGGAAUCGAGUAAGUCAUCGACAAAGAUUAAGUUUUCGAUGACUCAGAUCGAUUGUACACAUACCAAAGGCGGGUUAUCUCUAGACUCUGUAGUUGUAUACCCUAGUUCGUGUAAAGACCAGUUGAAGCGGUUUUAAUGUUUCAACUGGAUCCGGGUUUAGUGAGAGGUUAAAGCAGGUUUUUUAGUGCAGUUCUUUAGCCUUCGAUAGAUGUAGUUAGAGCUUCUUUUUAAGAGAGCUUUUGUUAUGUUUUGUUUUGUCAACUUAAUUGAGUUUUGAAGCAAACUGUAAUAUUAUGUUGUGGCUAUGAAACUAUCUGUAAUAUUAUGAAACUAAACCAUCUGUUAUAAACUUAUAUUUACGUUAAGAA